This is a messenger RNA of Owenia fusiformis, 2075 nucleotides long. NCBI's taxonomy places the organism in Eukaryota, Metazoa, Annelida, Polychaeta, Sabellida, Oweniidae. The record is from the annotation of a GenBank genome assembly.
GCAAACUGCAUCACCAGUGAUAUUGGAAUAUUGCAUGAAAGGUGUCCAGACAAAUAAACACCUGAUGCCAAACUCUACGCAGAGAGGGAAAUUGAACUAUACAUAUUCAACAAGUCUCAUCUAGCAGUCCGUUUUUCAAUGGCCUGAGUUGAUCCAGAACGUGGUAUAUCAAAUACAAGAUGGUCGUCUCUAUCAAUCAAAACAGGACACAGAAGCUUGCAACUGAGGGGAAAUGGACAACAAUACAGUUUGUUUUCCUUAUUGUUGUCAUGUGUGUGGUUGUUACCAUGGCGAUGCAAUAUGAAUACAUAACGUCAAUAACUAGGGCUCGGACAGCACCAGAGAUCAAUGGUUUCAACAUUAUAAAAAGAUAUAAGCAAAGACCUCCUACUGAUGCAAGUCAUGGUCCGAGAUUGAACUUAAGAAGGGAGAACUUCACUGCCAGGGUUUUCAUAGAUGAACAUGGUGAGAAAGGGUUUCAAAAUGAACAAUUGAAUCUAAAGAAUGCAUCUGCUGGAGUCUUGGUUUAUGAACAUGAUGAGAAAGGGUUUCAAAAUGAUGACAAUAACACACUAGAAAUCAACGAUAAAACAAUUGCAAUAGGAGGUGCUAUAACAACACGAAAAGUGAAAGAAUUAACUGCGAAAAGUAUGGCUUCUAGACUGCCAUUGUUUUUACGUUUACUUCCGAGCUUUUGUAAAACCGCAAGCAAAGGAUUUAGUUAUCAUUUCUAUUUGGCACAUGAUCAUGACGACCCAUAUUUCAAUUUGACCGACUCUCAUGUAAUGUUCACCAAGGAAUUUAAUGCUGCUAUUGCAAAACACUGCCCAUCAGAUAUUCCAGUUAGACUCCAUUUAGUGCGAUGUGGUCACUCUGGAAAACCAGCCUGGGCCCAAACAGAUGCAAUGUGGGAGGCGUAUUUAGACAAUAUGCCGUUUUUCUAUCGUGUCAAUGACGACAGCGUUUUGCUGACGGAAGGAUGGUCCGAGGUUUUCACGGAGACGUUAUCCAAGUACGUGCCCCCUUAUAUUGGAGUAGUAGGCCCAACCCACAUAGGCGGGAACCUUAAAAUUUUAACUUACGAUUUUACACAUAAGACCCACCAAGAUAUUUUCGGGAUCUAUUAUCCGCGACUAUUUACGGAUGUAUGCGCAGAUGACUGGAUAACGAGUGUUUAUGGUCCCAAUCGCACUACUAAACUUGAAGGUGUCAUACUGAAGCAUACACAAGAAAAGGGUACCAGAUACAAGGUUCAUUUCGGCGUCAAGCGAAAGCUCCAAGCAACUAUAGCCUCCAACCAGAAAAUACUCAACCGUUACAUAACGUACAGAAAUUCAACCCAUACAACUAAAAAUCCAAAACGUCAGAAAAUAAUUUCAAUGAGCCUUUAUUCAAAUGACACGGCCAGUUUGAUUGGGGCUGUUCGUAAUGCACAGCUAACCCCGGUCAUGUUUCCUGGCUGGACGGCGCGAUUUUACAUUCAGAAAACAUUUGGUACAUCAAAUCAUGAUGUUAUACCACAGAAUGUAAUAAGAAAGCUUCAACUUUUAGGAGCCCAGAUAUUGUAUGUGGACAAUCAAGCUACAAAAAUAUUACCUGAAUUUUGGCCAUAUUUGGUCAUUAAUGAUUCAACAGUUGAGUGGUUUAUUAUUCGAAAUGUGACAUUCCGUUUAACAGAUCGUGAAUUCAUAACCGUUGAAGAGUGGACCAAAAAAUCAAAGAGAGCUUUCCAUUGUAUCAGAGACCAUCCUUCUCAUAAAACACCUAUCAUUCCAAAUCUCAUCGGUGGCGUUAAUUCCAGGAUAAAAUCUCUUUUCUCUGGUUCUUUCUUGUCGUAUUUAGGAAAAGAUUUCUUGAAGAAACUUUGGGAGAAUAACGAAAAACAUUUUUACUGCCAUGAUAGUUUUACAUGUAAAAGCCAACCGCAGUCAUUCCCAUUUGUUUCCCCUCGAGAGGGAGACACUUUUAUUGGACAGACUUAUGACGGAUAUCAUGAACCAGUUGACAACAAAGAUAUUGAGUCUCUAAGAAAGGCUCAAAAAGUACCUGAAUGUUAUAAGCCCAAGAGGAUGUGA